Corythoichthys intestinalis (scribbled pipefish) is the source of this 2990-nucleotide messenger RNA. RefSeq names its product multiple inositol-polyphosphate phosphatase 1b (gene minpp1b). Lineage: Eukaryota; Metazoa; Chordata; Actinopteri; Syngnathiformes; Syngnathidae. The transcript is spliced from 6 exons. The record is from RefSeq and is a predicted model, not a curated record. Bases 349 to 1908 code for a protein of 519 amino acids. Gene Ontology annotation, molecular function: inositol phosphate phosphatase activity; acid phosphatase activity.
GUGUAGCGUGCGGUACAGCGACUACUAUUUUCGUUUUUAUUACCUUUUCAUCGGCUCGAAAAUACUUUAAGUGUGUUUUCCUAUGAUAGCUUUUAAGCAUUGCGUUUUGUUGUGGUAGCUUUAAGGCAGAUUGUUUAUCUGUUAGACCACAUGAGUCACGUGUCAUCAUGGUGUAGGAUAUUUUGGCCCCUUCCUGACCAAGCAGCAAAAACGCCGGACUACAAUACAUCGAUCAAUAACAGUAGAUAUACGGAAUACGGCUGGGAGGGGUGAUUUUUUUUGGGCACCCGAAAAGGAAAAAAAAAAAAAGCAAACGGAAACCCCGGAAGAGUUUUGGUCGUCCAACAGAUGACAGGCAAGUUGAAAGGUCAUCAAACCGGAAAAUCAACACAGGCGAAGAAAGUGUCCCUUUGCGCAAAAGGAGGAGGAAAGAGGCUCGGCUCGGCUCGGCCCGGCGCGGCGCGGCGCAGCUCGGUUCGGCUCGGCUCAUCCCGCCCAGCCCGGGAGAUGCUGUCCGUCAUCUGUUUGCUCCUUCUGCUGCUGGCGGUGAGCCUCCGCGGCUCCUCGCCGGCGGACGUGCCGGACUUUGCGGCUCACUUCGGCUCCAAGACCCGAUACGAGGACUCGGCCGCCUACCGGAGGCGAGCGGAAGGCGACCUCCGGACCUCGCCGUCGUCGCCGAGGACCCCCGGCGGCGAAGGCUGCUCCCCGAUCCACCUGACCGCCGUCGUCCGCCACGGCAGCCGCUACCCGACCGUCAAAAACAUCCGCGCCAUCCGGAAGCUCAGCGACUUGAUCGGCUCGAGCCGUGGCGCCGGGGCGGCGGCGGCACGAGAGGGCGACGCGGCCAGGAGGCGGGACGUCCUGCGCCGCUGGAACAUGUGGUAUACCGACGACAUGGACGGUCAGCUGGCGGCCAAAGGGAGAGAGGACCUGCGGCGGCUGGCGAGCCGCCUGGCCGAGGCCUUCCCCACCUUGCUGGGCGAGGACUCGGUGCGCGGGGGCCGCGUGCGCGUGCUGACCAGCUCCAAGCGCCGAUGCGUCGCCAGCGCCGAAGCCUUCCAGGAAGGACUGCACCAAAGAGCCGACGUCACACCCGUCAGCUACCGCCAGCGAGUGGACGACGGGUUGCUACGCUUCUUCGACGACUGCCGCGGAUACGUGGAGGGCGUGGAGAAGAACCGCACGGCGCUCCUGGAGGUGCACAAAUUCAAAGACGGGCCGGAGAUGGCGGCGCUGACCCGAAAAGUGGCCCGCAAACUGGGCCUCCCCGACGGCGACUUGACGCCGGAUCUGCUGGAGGCCGCCUUCUAUCUGUGCUCCUACGAGCUGGCCGUCAAGUCGCUGCACUCGCCGUGGUGCUUCCUCUUCGAUCGCGACGAUGCCAAAGUUCUGGAGUACAAGUGCGACCUGAAACUGUUCUGGAAGCGGGCGCACGGGCACGCCAUCAACCUGCUGGCCAGCUGCCCGCUCUUCCAUCACGUCUUCCGUACGCUGGACAAGGCGGGCCGGCCGCGCAGGUCGACGGAGCCGGCGCCGGAGCCCGCCUCCGUCCUGGUGGGCCACGCCGAGACGCUCCUGCCGUUGCUGGGCCUGCUGGGCCUCUAUAAGGACGAGACUCCGCCCACCGCCGACAAUUUCCGCACGCAGCACGGCCGACUAUUCCGCUCCAGCCUGCUGGUGCCGUACGCGGCUAACGUGGUUCUGGUUCUGCUUGACUGCGCGCGAGGCCCCCGCCUGCAGCUGCUGGUCAACGAGGCGCCCGUUCGAUUCCCGGGCCUGCCGGACGAGGACGCGCCGCUCUAUCGCGACGUGCGCGCGGCCUACCGCCACCUGCUGGACGGCUGCGACUUCCGCAAGGAGUGCGAGGGCGCCGCCGCCGGGCGCCCGCCCAACACCGAGCUCUGAUCAGAGUACGACGGCCAGAAAUCUUUCCUUCUGAUCGGCCGGAUUUUUGGGCCGGGGUGACUAUCAACUUUGCCCGAUGUGAAGUUUUCGCCAGCGUUGCUCCGGUACGGUUUUUUUUUUUGUUGACGACCGGCUGUGCGGUUUCGGCCGAUACUGUACCGAUACCUUUUUUGAAGAUAAAAAAAGUGCAUUUUUUCCAUCCUUUGCACUGUAAACUACAACAUAUCGGACAGCUUAAAUGAUUGGCUGCCAUCGAUGGCGCUAGACAUCCGAUCCAUUUGUAUUGGGAGGGCCGGUCGCAAACGGCCGUUUCGGCGGCCGCCUCGGGUGGCGCGACCGGCGAUGGGAAACUAGAUCUCAAAGAGUACACGUUACGCUGCAUCGGCCUACUCUGUACUGCCCUCGGUAUACGAACGCUGGAUACUACUCGGCAGUUAGAUAACUCUUUAGUGACAUCACGACUCUGAAGACAGCUGUCCAUUGUCCACAGGUUUAUUGACAUCGUGUAAAGAGUAAAACGACGAUGCUAUCAAAAGCAUAAGAUGGUUGCAGAUUCAACUAGAUUGACAGAGGAAGUAUAACUAUUCUCGGAAUGUCCCUGUACUGAUGACGUCAUUUAUUUAUUUUUUAAAUUUUAUUCACAACAAAUAUACAACAAUGGGGUGAACAAUUCACAUACAGUUAAGAAAAUGACCCAAAAAAGGGCCAUGUUUUUUUCCCCAACACAAACUAUUGUUUGCAAAGUCUCUUGGGGUUUAAGUUUGUGUAAAGAACCUUUUUCCAAAAACACGAACAUUUUGUCUUUGACAUAUUUUACACAAUGCAUGUGGAAUUUUGCCAAAGUGAGGUUUUAUCACACAUCUAUUUCUAGUUCUUCAAGGUUGGCUAGGCCAAACAAAUACGUCGAAAAACUUCAAUGACGGCUUAACUUUGGAAUUGAUCAAAUUGUUCAGGUCUGACAUGAUUUUUAGUGCCUUUGCCGGUCCACGUUUGAGCACAUUUCUCGUCGAAGGAAUCGUGUCUAUGUGUGCUUGCAGGAAUGACUGACAGCUCAUUUGAAAUAAAUCCUCCAUUUGUUGUUU